Molecule: messenger RNA, 1517 nt
Organism: Prinia subflava (tawny-flanked prinia)
Lineage: Eukaryota; Metazoa; Chordata; Aves; Passeriformes; Cisticolidae
Exons: 15
Coding region: 1-1239 (412 amino acids)
Source: RefSeq, a predicted model, not a curated record
AUGCGCUCUUUUGCUGAGGAGUGUGGCAAAGGGGUCUUGCAAGCAGGAGGAGGAGCAGUGAAAAAGGAAGACACUGAUUCUCCCUGGGAUUAUGAGACUGAUCCUAAAAGUCAAGGAAAAAUGUGGGCCAGUGUGUGGCUUCCUGCUGCAAACAGCAACAGGUUGGUUGUGUGCUCUGCUGCAAUGGAGUGUGGCAAAGGUGUCUUGCCAGCAGCAGCAGCAGGAGAAGCGAAAAAGGAAGAUGGUGAUUCCUCCUGGGAUUCUGAGCCUUUUUCUGAGAUUGUAGAAGAAGUUUUUGCCAGCAAGCAGUGUCGUGCUGCAGGUCACAAAGGAGUGGGUGUGCGCUCUGCUGCAGCAGAGCUCAGCGAAGGAGGAGCAGGAGAAGAUGAUGAUUCUUCUUGGGAUUCUGAGACUGAAUCUGAAGGUGAAUGGAAAGUGUCGGCUGCUGUCCAGCUUCCUGCUGCAGACAGCUACAGGUUGGAUGCGCGCUCUGCUGCAGUGGAGCGCAGCAAAGGGGUCUUGAAACAAGCAUGGAGAGAAGUGAAAAAGGAAGACAGAGUCUUGCAACCAGCAGGGCGAGAAGAAAAACAGGAAGACGAUUUUCUCUGGGAUUCUGAGACUGAUUCUGAGGGCCAAAGAAAAGUGUCGGCCGAUGUGCAGCUUCCUGCUGCAGACCAAAACAGAGUGGGUGUGAGCUCUGCUGCAGUGGAGCGUGGCAAAGCUGCAAGGGCAGAACAGAAGGAACAUUUUAUCUCCUCUUCUGAGAAUGAGCCUCCUACAUUACAGGGAGAAGAUCUUCAGCUAAAGGUUGAUUCUUCAACUCAAACAGACCCUGAGCAGGACAAACAGACACUGGCCAGGCAGAAGCUUGACAAACUUCUCAAAAAAGACUCCCUGGAAGGAGCUGCACUUGGAACUGUGAAGACCAACAGCAGGAAGGAACAGAAACUGCUGUUGGAGAAACUGGAGAGGUGUAAAACUAGGCUCAAGGACCUGAAAGAAUCUCUUAACAAGAAUGAUUAUUAUGCUGAGUCAGGGAAGAAUGCCCUAAAGGAGAAGAAGGUAAUAAAAAUUUUGAGGAACAUGCAAGGCCGCCUGGCUGAAUCUUUGGAUUCUUCAGCUGCAGCUAUCCUCCAGCUGGAAGAACACUUUCAACGGCUGGAAGUGAAAAUGGCAAGGCUGGAAGACACAAUCCAGCAACAAGCCAAGACUAUUGAAGCUUUUGAGACAGUCCAGUAAAUCUCUUACCUCAGACUCUUCUGUGGACACCAGUCUUCGGCACCGCAAUUUUCCACACACUAUCAAAAACUGUUUUGGAGUGAAGUUUGCAAAGUGAGCCAAUCCCUGAGGCUGGGUCACCCUGCAGGGUGCCUCUUUCUUCCCAGGAGAUUUGUGAAAUUUAGCAAUUUUCUAAAUUUGUGAAUUUAGUGUCUAGUGAUCACUAUCUAGUGAUUAUUUACUGUUAUGUUUUGCCUGUUGCUGUUUCACUUGUCAAUAAACUGUUAUCUGUUCACUUA